GGGAUUUCCCAAUCAUACGUGGCAUAAUACAACGGAAGACACCGCCCUCAUUCAUAGUUAGUAUAGCAGGUUAAAUCCGUCAUUCAGGAUGUCCAUAACUAACUUUUUACCGGAUCACAAUGGUCGAGAGAAUCUGGAUACCUUUGUUUUAAGACGUCUUUAUAUUCCCAAGACUUUUAAUAAACGUAUCCACCGAGAAGUCAACAACGUUUUCCGCUAUCUUCAUGAAUUUCCGGACUACCUGAAGACAGAGGGUUAUAAGGGGUCAUCCAAAAACUCCAUCGAUAUGAUCGUUAAGGGCGGAUCAUUAGGGAAGUGUACGGCUGUACAGCGAACGUCUGAUAUGGAUUUAGUCGUAUUCUUUAAUGGGUACGAUAACAUGGAGAAAUUUAUCAAGGAAAAAAAGAAAACGGGUGGUGUUCUGGAUAAACUUUCAGAUUACAUGACUGGAAACCAUGUAUCUUCAAAGCACUGGAAGGAAGAAUUCAGAACUAGGGAUUUCCACAUAAAACUGAAAAUGGCUGACGGAGAAACCAAAUAUGAUAUCAAAGUGGACAUUGUACCCGCUAUACGAGUCAUGGACCGACAAGGCUGUAAUAUGGACAAAUUGUACACGCAAAUGAGUCGACAGCUGCCAAAUGUUCGUGAACAUUACUCAGCCUGCCUUGUACAGAAACAGAGAUCAUUCACGAGAGCACAGGACUCAACCGUCAAGAGACUUAUGAAACUCACCAAAUACUGGAAACAUGAGAAUGACCUAGCUCUCAAUUCGUACACGUGUGAACUGCUCUCUAUAGAUGCAUGUAAAGAAGGUUGUCGUGAUGUAACACGAGGCUUUAAAAAUGUUUUGGAAAAGUUAAAGACCUAUAACAACCUUAAUGUAGAAUUUUCCGAGUAUUAUAAUCCAGACAAAUGGAGGAGUUAUUUCCCAAAGGAUGAACCUUACGUCAUGGACCCAGCAAAUCCCUUUAUGAACACGUGCAAGCACGAUCUAAAAGCUGGCCAAAUCAGACACAUUGAAGAAUGUGCAACGGAUACACUUAAUGCUAUAAAAUAAAAGGGAUUCGUUAUAAAUAGUAACCUAUAUAGGUUGGUUUGUAAUGGCGAGGAUAUAAUCUACAUAGUCUGUAAAAAAUUAGUGUUUUUGUUUUCUUUUUAAGGGGUGGGGCUAUAGAAACUGGGUGGUCAAUAUAAUUAGUGGUUUUGUGUUUAAAGUAGGAAGGGGGGAGCUAGAGUAACUAGGUGGUCUAUAUAAUUAGUGGUUUUGUGUUUUAAGGGAGGGGCGUGGGAAAGAAACUAUAUAUGUGUUCUAUAUAAUUAGUGGUUUUGUUUUUAAGGGAGUAUAGAUGGGGACUUUAGAUGCAACCGAACUAUCUUUUCUUACGUCUGCGUCGUUACCGUUCAUAACCAUGUUACUUUGUUCAUGACCAUAUUACUUUGUUCAUAACUAUAAUAAUUUGUUCAUAACUAUAUUAAUCUGUUCAUAACUAUAUAAUAAUACUUUGUCCUUAUCAUAUUUCUAGAAAUAUACAACCUAUCCACAAUGAAGCCAAUUAAUGUAAAUAUAAGCCCUGUCUUGUAUCCUAGUAUUCAUAACGUCCAACUGUUACUGCACCGACGGGGUUAAUGAAGACGGUCAUACUCCAUGCAGUGUGCCAUGAGGAAAAGGUUUCCCGGACAGCGGCGUUCCUGCCCACUCUCUUCGUCGAUUUGAACUGUCCAGGGUUCUUUUACUAACCCUAGCCCUGUACAUGGGACUCCGGUUUUUCGUCCCAACCACGCUGCAAAAUCCUGGGGAACUUUGUAGGCCGACACCGAGAUCCAACCCGCCAGUUCCCGGUCAGCGAUCUAAACUGUUUCAAUAUAGUAAUACAAAUUGUCAUAUUUUAUUUUAUUCACAUAACAAACUAUUUGGUUACAUCAUAACGUUGCUUGUUGUAUAUUUGAAAUAAAGGGUUAAAAAGUAUUAAAAGAUUUUAAAGAUACAUUAUGAGAGAUUAGAUAAAGAGGGUAGUUCUCACUAUAAUAGUUAAAAACUAGAUAAUGUAAAGGGAAUUUGCUGAAAAUUCCAGUCAAAUUGAUUCACUCUGAACCGAGAUUUUUGCGACUGAAGUUUCGGCCUUGCCUCGAUCAUAAUUACUAAAGUCGGUACGAUAAAAAACAUAGUCUCGAUCAUCCGUUUCAUGAUUAAAUCAUGAAUGAAAGUUGAGCAGAAAAUGGGAUCCUGAUCCAGUAAAUAUCACCGGUUAGCGUUGGCAUCGAGAGUUGAUUAUGGUCUGGAUAAGUUAAUUAAUGUCUUAUUAAUAAUUAAGAUUACAUUUCAGGCCCAAAGAAAGAAGUGCAAUUGGCAGAUUUAGCUCUUGCAAAAUGUAUGUUUAAUAAUUUAGAUAACAUUUUAGGCCUAAAGAAAACCCUGCAAUAGGCAGAUUUAGCUCGUGCAUAAUGUAUGUUUAAAGAUAUUCAAAAUGGCGAACAGGUUUGUGUUUG
Molecule: messenger RNA, 2487 nt
Organism: Patella vulgata (common limpet)
Lineage: Eukaryota; Metazoa; Mollusca; Gastropoda; Patellidae
Product: 2'-5'-oligoadenylate synthase 1A
Exons: 6
Coding region: 89-1057 (322 amino acids)
Biological process (GO): regulation of ribonuclease activity
Cellular component (GO): membrane; cytosol; nucleoplasm
Molecular function (GO): 2'-5'-oligoadenylate synthetase activity; double-stranded RNA binding
Source: RefSeq, a predicted model, not a curated record